This is a messenger RNA of Etheostoma cragini (Arkansas darter), 2034 nucleotides long. RefSeq names its product octopamine receptor 2-like. The record is from RefSeq and is a predicted model, not a curated record. The coding region runs from base 1 to 1680 and encodes 559 amino acids. Gene Ontology annotation, biological process: G protein-coupled receptor signaling pathway. NCBI's taxonomy places the organism in Eukaryota, Metazoa, Chordata, Actinopteri, Perciformes, Percidae. Gene Ontology annotation, cellular component: membrane. The transcript is spliced from 2 exons. Gene Ontology annotation, molecular function: G protein-coupled receptor activity.
AUGACAGGCAAGCCUACACCUGCAUGGGACUCUGGGAACAACACAGUUUGGGAGAACUACACUGACAUUGCCUUCAUUGUGGCAAACAGCUUGAUACUGUUGGGCACUUCUACUCUGGGGAUUGCAGCAAAUCUUUUUGUAAUACUGGCAGUUCUUUACCGAAAAUCACUGCAAACUUUGAAUAAUGUGCUGGUGGUGAAUCUUGCAGUCACAGACAUUCUGAAAUGUGUAGUUGACUGCCCCGUUCUCUUAACCAUCGUCACGACUGUGUAUCAAAGACGACAUGUGGACGAGUUGAUCUGUGAUGCACAAGUGGCCUUUUUCUCUUUUAGCUGCUGCAUCCAACUGUUGACAAUGGCCUGCAUAAGCGAAGAAAGGUACCAGGCCAUUGCCCAACCCUCCAAAACUAGACAAAGACGAAGACGGAUUAUGGUACUGAUUCCUCUCACAUGGGCCUUGGCUGUUCUGGUGGCUGUUUUUUGUGUGAUAUUUGUGAAGAACUCACCCGUGUAUGAAAAAUGCAAAGGAUUAUCAAGAGCAACAUCCUCCUCCUAUGAUACCUUUGGACUUUACAUGUUGUUCCCACUUUGGGCAUUAUGCUUAAGUGUUAUCAUUGGAUUCUAUGCUCGCAUAUUUAUCCUUGUGAGAUCACACAAUCGCAAAAUAUUUGACAGAGGUACUUUUCCUGUUUCAAAAACAGACAAAACAACACAUGAGCAGAAGAUAGAGGAAACUGCAGCAGUGGAAAAUGGACACGGAAAAUCUGAGCAAAACAAGACCUUGAGCAAAAGUGCUGCUCAGGUCGAACAAACUGAACCAAAUUCAUCCAAGAAAGAUUCUACGGCUGUUCUACUGGCCUCAAAAAAAUCUCCACAAUGUGCCUCCAUCAGUUUAGAGAAUAAAAAAGAAUUAAAAAAUACACUGGAGAUAACUGACUUGGAAACAGAACAUCACCCUCCUGCAAUGCUGGCUGCAGUGCGGACUGAGGAGAAACCUUUUAAAACAGAGCAGUCCAAUCCCUGUGGCAUGAAAAUUGAAGCAAAUAGAGAUGCUGUUGCUAGUGUUCAGAGCUCCACCACAAAACCGCAGGUGUCAAGCAAUUUUGACACGGAAAAGCCGUCCAAAGAGAGAGUUAAAAUUGACAAAACGUCUUCUGAAAUGAAAGAAACCAGCUCCCAUGUUCCCUCGUCUGCACAGUUAGAGAAAACAGAAUCCACUCCUGUUUUACUGAUUGACUGUAAACAAGCUAAGAACAGCAAUGGAGGAGAAAAACUGACUGUAGAUCAAGAGUCUUCGUUACCUCCUCUCAUAAGUAACGUUCCUGAAACAGAAGCUACAAAACACAACCUGGAGAUAGAAGGUGCUGUUUGCAUGAUGCCUUCCAAAGCAAGUAAAGAGAGAGCAAAAAAAAAGAAGGAAAGUAAAAUGGCAAAGCGUGCUGGCUAUAUUAUUAUAACCUUCAUUUUAUUCUGGCUACCUUUGAUCACAACUAUCCUGGUUAAUGCUGUUCACAGAACACAGAUAACGAUCAUUUGGGACAUUGAGAUUCUGUCAGUCUCUAUCACCUGCAUCACAUCACUAAGUGACCCAAUAAUAUACGCUGCAGUGAACCCUCAGUUUCGGACAGAGUUUUAUACGCUUAAAAACAAGUUUUUGUCCAUGUUCAAGAAAGAAUUAUAAUAUUUCUACUUCUACCGACUUCUGCAGUAGACCAAAUUAGCAUAUUCAAUAUUCAAUAUGUAACUGAAUAUUAAAAUGGUUAAAAUUUGCCAAGUCAUUGUUAAAAUAUGAACUAAAAGAAACCCCAGACGUCUAAAAAGAUUUUUGAUUUGGGUAUAGGAGGUAUAUUAUGUUAUGCUGCCGUGUUAUCUUAGAUUUUAUGCAGGCUGACUUUGCCGCAGUUACUGAACACUGCAGAGCAGAGGUGCUGCAUGCUGCAAGAAACAGCCUGGGCCAACGCAACCAGCUCAGCAGGGGGACCCUGUCCGCAUUCGUUGUCAAACAAUCACUGAAGCCUGGAUGUCUGUCUCCAGA